AUUUUUGGGUGUAAUGGCAUCCCAGAGUGAAGCUAUGGGUCCAUUCGUGCCGACCCUCGUUGGUGGAAACCGCCCUUUGUGCUUGAAUUCAUUAGAAAUUAAUAAUUCCCCGAUAAUUACAGUGCAAUCAAGUGGCCGCGCUUUAAUUUUCCACGCGAGUGUGGCGCCACCAGCGGCGUAAUCUCCCGUCAGUCGGUAAUGCCGUGUAGAACAAUGGUCUUUUAGUGCGUUUUUGGUGCCCCAUUUCGGCUUGCAGAGCACAGAGGCGUCGAGCGCGGGGCCCCCGAACCCCUCUUAGGGCGUUCCAGUGUUGGCGUGAUGGUAAUCGGGGUGUGCGUCAUCGGCGAAGAACAAUCGAAAGUGUUGACAAAGUGGUCGUUGUCGGAGUGUUUUCGUCAAUAAUUCACCAAUAAUUGGGGCUGAUUGUCGGCGGGGGUGCGUUUGUGCCUGUUGAAGGGUCAGGCAAGCCGGUCGGAGACCCUUGCGAAAAUGGCGCUCGAUUCAAACGUCAAUGUAAACAAACCGGUGUGAAAAUGGAGCCGAUUUUGCAAAGAUUCGGAGAUGUCACGAUACAGCGGCUCGAGAAGCCCAAAGUGGGGCCACCGACCGACGACAAGAGCAAGGACGAGGGCUCGAGCGGCCCGGAGGACGACGAGACCGUCAGUCUCAAAAGGUCGUUCCCGGAUUCGCGAAUUAAGAUAAAGAAGUUCAAGUUUGAUCCGAGUGCGGUCACUUUGGAGAAGAAGCACGUGGAGGAAGCGGCCAGUGAUGCAAAGAAGCCUAGUGACGAUGAGAAACUUAAUUUUAGUGAUAGCGAAAUUUCGGAUUUUGAUAGUGAGUCGGAGGUGGAAUCGGACAGUGAACUGCUCCCUAGUGAUAAAAACAGUACACCCAAAGUACCCUCCGAAGAUGAGUUAUCGACGACUUCUUUCCUCGAUAAACUAGUCGACGACGCCUCCGAGACGGAAGCAUCCAAACCCGAAAAUCCCCCAACUGACUCCGAAGAUUACGACUUCGAUAUCAAGGAGAAACUCAAGGAAAUGGGCGAAAUCAGCUUCCAGACGGUCAAAAAGGGUGAAGUCAAGCCCAAAAAAGUCGAAGUUUCGACCGAAAAUGAAGUUGUCGUGACACCAGCGCGAAAACCAGGUGCCUCCGAAGAUGACCUCUCCGCCGAACGUAAGGGCCUCAACCUCCGGCGCAACAUUCGCGAGGUCAUGGACGAGACAAAACUCGAUGAAUCGACUCUGGCCGCCCAACGCCAGGAGAUGGAACGUCUUCAGCGAGUCCAAGAGCAGCAGCGACUUCUGCGUGAAUUACAGCGACAAGCGGCACAGGAACGGAUGCAAAAUAAAGUCAUUUCGUUGCUUCAAGGGAACAAUUUAUCAAAGCCGGGCACUUCAAGCACGACUAGAAUCGGAAAUACGGUUCUGGUGAAACUACCCAAUGGACAAACUAAACCCAUGACGAGGUUACCGAAACGUCCGUUCGAUUUAGUGAGAGUACAAAAAAGUCCCACACCUGGUGCUGGUGCUAGUACACCUCCGAAAAGUCUGAUUUCGAUGAAAAGACCAGGCACGAAUCUAACUCCAAGUGUUAGUAUAGCACCGGUAACGAAGAAAUCUAUACCGCCUGUUACACAUGUUGAUAGUGAGAGCGAGGAGGACGUUAAGUCGCCUCCGAAGCUCAAAAGUGAGUUGCCGAAAGAACCAGUUACGACCAUCGACAUUUCAUCGGAUGAAGAUUGUAUUGUGGUGUCGGAACCAGAGGGCGAACAUGAAGACUCUGAAGAUGAUCCGAGCAAUUCGGGGAUGCACACAAACGAUGAAUUCAACCAACCCGACGAACAAGGACGUGUCGUGGCCAAUAUCGGACAUCCGGAAAACGAACCGGAUUUAUUUCUCGCCCCUCAAAUCGCAAGAAUUAUCAAACCGCAUCAAAUCGGCGGUGUUCGCUUUUUGUACGAUAACGUUAUCGAGAGUACGAGUCGUUUUGAGAGCUCAACCGGUUUUGGCUGCAUUCUCGCCCAUUCUAUGGGUUUGGGUAAAACGUUACAGGUGGUUUGUUUCUCGGACAUUUUCCUGAGGCAUACACCCGCCAAGACCAUUUUAUGUAUUAUGCCAAUAAAUACGCUUCAAAAUUGGAUGGCUGAGUUCAACAUGUGGUUACCGACGGAGGAAGCCGUUGCGACGAGUCCUUUAACGGUUCAUGGCGAAGUUAGACCGAGAAAAUUCAAUCUCCACGUUUUGAAUGAUAGUCACAAGACGUUGGCGGCGAGGCAUAAAGUUAUUAAAGCCUGGAAGGCUGGCGGCGGAGUACUUCUGAUUGGUUACGAGCAAUUUCGGUUGUUAUCAUUGCGGAAACACCCGAAGUCGAGACGGAAACCACUCGUUGCGGAACCGGCCGACGAUGAUAGCAAUAAACCGUUAUUCGAUGAAAUUCAUGAAGCAUUGGUUAAGCCAGGCCCGGAUUUGGUGAUUUGUGACGAAGGUCAUCGAAUAAAAAAUUCACACGCGUCCAUAUCGCAAGCUUUGAAACAAAUGCGGACGAAAAGACGCGUCGUUUUGACCGGUUAUCCCCUCCAGAAUAAUCUAAUGGAAUAUUGGUGCAUGGUUGACUUUGUCAGACCGAAUUAUUUAGGUUCAAAAACCGAGUUUUGUAACAUGUUCGAACGCCCGAUUAUGAACGGACAGUGUAUAGAUUCGACCGAAGCCGAUAUUAAACUAAUGAGAUAUCGGGCGCACGUCCUGCAUUCACUUUUAGUCGGUUUUGUCCAAAGAAGGUCACAUGCAGUGCUUCAGACAACGUUACCACAAAAAGAAGAGUACGUUUUGCUGGUCCGAAUGUUACCAUUCCAACGCAAGUUAUACGAGACGUUUAUGGAUGAAGUAGUGAGAUCUCAGGCCGUUCCCAACCCGUUAAAAGCGUUCGCCGUUUGUUGUAAAAUUUGGAAUCAUCCGGACGUGCUUUACAACUUUUUGAAGAAGCGAGCAAGAGGUGACGCUGUCGAUAUCGACUUGGAGGAGGUGGCGAGUACGACAGGAGUUGCGAAUAAAGCGAAGAAAGCACCACCGAGACCGAGGAAAAGUGCAGCGAAGGGAAAACCCGGGGCGAAGCCCGCAGCGUCCGUUACGCCCUACAAUGCGACUGAAAAUCCCACACAACAAACGACCAAUGAUCAGAAUUUCCAAAGAAAUAAUUUUUUCGAACAGGGUAAUUCGCAACAGUUUCAAAAUUCGAACAGUUUUGAAGGCAGUUCGAACACUAGUGGUUACAAUAGUUUUGGCCAAGAACCGUCGAGCAAUUUUAUGAAUUCGCAAAAUAGUUUUGUUAAUAACAUAUCAGACAAUUCGCAGUUUGGUCCGAAUUAUAAUAGGAAUGACACAAACCAGAAUUUUAAUUACGACCAAAGUUCGUAUCAAAACUACCCACAAAAUAAUUACUGGGGACAGAAUGACAAUUACACACAGUAUAAUACGAAUUUUAGUAAUAGUAAUAACACGAGUCAGUCGUGGCUUCGGAAAGAUGAAAAAGCGAUUAGUGAAAAUAGUAACGAAUCAAAACCGAAGAUUAAUAUAAUAAGCGACAUUAAAUUACCAUCGGUUUUUAAUAGUCCAGAGAAGAAGAUAAAAAUUUUGAGUGAUAUUAAAAUUGAGCCCAAAGUCGAGGAUUUGGAUGACAAAUCUGAAAUUAAACCAGAAAUUAAGAAAAUGAUCAAAGAUGAAUUGAAAAAUGAGUUAAACAAUACCGAAGAAAAUCCGACCGAAACGGCAGUCGCACCGAGAUUAGCACCUAAAGAUUUGAAAGAAGAUAGUGGAAUUCCAUACGAUUGGGCGAUUGAGCUGCUGAAGGAUUACGUUCCUGGCCGUAUCGAAAAUUCGGCAAAAAUGGAAAUACUUUUUUGCAUAAUUCGAGAAAGUAUAGCAUUGGGUGAUAGACUACUAGUUUUUAGUCAAUCGUUGAUAACUUUGGAUCUAAUUGAGCAGUUCCUUCAAAUGAACGUUGUUCCUGGUGAUACACAAAAGUGGUGCCGAAAUACUAAUUACUACCGUCUCGAUGGUUCGACGAGUGCGCUGGAACGCGAGAAACUCAUAAACGAAUUCAACUCAAACCCGAAGAUCCACGUAUUUUUAGUAUCAACUCGGGCCGGUUCUUUGGGAAUCAACCUGAUUGGUGCGAAUCGUGUGGUGGUUUUAGACGCCUCGUGGAAUCCCUGUCAUGACACUCAAGCCGUCUGUAGAGUGUAUAGGUAUGGUCAACGCAAACCGUGUUUUGUUUAUCGUCUCGUGGUCGAUAACUGUCUCGAGAAGAAAAUCUACGACAGACAGAUCAACAAACAAGGGAUGUCAGACCGUGUCGUUGACGAAUGUAAUCCUGACGCUCACUUAACAAUGAAAGACGUCAGCACGUUGUGUUGGGACGACAAAAAGGACGAAGGAGAAGAGAAAGAAUGGUUGCACGUCAAAGACAAUUACAUUGAUGUUGUUUUGCAAAAAGUUAUCGAAAAUCACGGAAGGAGAUUGAAUAAGGAGCCGUUCCAGCACGAGUCAUUGUUGGUUGACCGGAAAGAAAAACAAUUGUCACAGCAGGAGAAGCGUUUGGCGAAGAAAGGGUAUGAGAGGGAGAAACAAGCAGCAAGACAACCGGCUUAUAACUUCUUAGCUGGAGGUCGAGGUCAUAGACCAGUGGCGUCCGUGAGGCCGAUGCAACAAGGAAUCGACAGACCGUCGCGAUGGAUCCCAGCAGAACAUUGGCAGAGACAAGGAAUGACAGCGCAAGAGAUGACACUUCCUUUGGACGUUGUAAUUCCGACAAAUCAACCGGAAAAAGGAAAUAUCGUGCUUAAAGCCGGCCAAAAAGUAUUAGUUUUGAAAUCGCCGAAAGGUGUUUACAUGCAGCUAGAAAACGGGAAAAUAGUCGCCAUUAAAACAGCCAUCAAAGUUAAAGGCAAAGCUGAGGAUAAUAACGAUCCGACAAAAAGUAUCAAACCCUCAGCGCCCAUACCUCGAAUUUCAGUGAUGCCACAAAAACGAGUCGUCAAACCCUUUACUCCAGGUAUAGCGAAAAUGAACGUUAGGAGUAUAAGACAGUCAGUUCCUAAUCUCGUAUCGAGAAUACAAAGUUUCACGAAGAAAGAGCCCGGCUUUCGUAACAGAACAGCCCUCGGACGUGGUGAGCCAGACCGGAGACAACCACCACGUCCGAAAGAAAUUGAACCGUUCCCGGGAAGUAGCAGUGACGAGGAACAUGUACAAAGCGAAAUCGGGAAACAACGACCCGUUUCCGACGAUAUCCAAAAAAGAAUAUCGUUGCUGAAGAAACAGGUGUCGAUUAAAAGACUGACUCAACCCCAAACGCCCGACCAAAAACACGCCUCGGCUUUGCAGCGUCUCGAACAAACGACCACCGCCGUACUGAACGACAACACCCCGUUCCAGGAAACGCUCGACAGCAUAACCAGCUCCUACAAGGACGAUAAUCUCGAAGACGACGCGUCCUCUGACCCGAAACCCAGCGACACGAGUGACCAUAGCGAUGAGGUGACGUACGUUUCGGAACAACCCCCGCCCCAGCCCUACCAGCAGCCCCCCAAUGCCCAGGAAGUGAAAACCGAGGCACCGCCCGAGUAUUACAAUAAUUACUACAAUUACAACAUGCAGCCGUAUCAUGCGCCGCCUCCGCCGCCGCCCCAGGGCUACGGGUACCCGGCGCAGCCGCCGCCCUACGACAUGAUGGGUUACCCGCCGCAGCCCCAGCAGCCGCAAUACAACUACGGUUACCAGGGAUAUCCGCCGCCGCAGCCGCACUAUCCGCCGCCGCCCCCACAGCCCGGAGCGUACGAUUAUAACGCGCCGCAGCCGCAACCGGUCUAUGGUGGUUAUAACCCGUAUCCGCAGCAGUAUCCGCCGCCGCCGCCCCCACAAGGUAUGUAUCCACCGCCACCAACGCCAGCCAAUAAUCAAGGCUACCAGGAUUAUCAGUACCAACAAAUGAAUAAUACGACCAAUGCGGCACCGUAUUACCCGAACACUUAAUUGAGUAAAAAGUGAUUUAUUUUUUCCUGACUGUAGUGCAAUUAUUAUUGUUGAGAGUAUGUAAUAACAUGGAUUCAUUUUAUCUCUUUUUUCGCUGUCUCUCUGAACGUAUACCACAGGUGUUGCAUGGUAGGAAUUUUCGCGUUACGUUGAUAGAUGGUAGAUCUGUGUUAAACGGAAUAUGUUAGAGAAAAAAACAAAAGGUUUUUUGCUUCAUAGUAUUAUUCUCCAUGAUGAUGUUGAUAAAUGUAUUUAUCUUGUAAGAAGGUAUUUUCAAAUGCGAACUGAUAUUUUAUAUUGUUUUUUGAAUCUUGAUUACUGUUUUCUCUCGCAUUUAUUAUGUAAGAGUACCGUUUUACAUUUUUUCAUUAAGUUAGCGUUAUUUUUAAGUAAAUUAUAUUAUUUACUGCAAA
This is a messenger RNA of Tribolium castaneum (red flour beetle), 6445 nucleotides long. RefSeq lists its product as uncharacterized. The transcript is spliced from 7 exons. The record is from RefSeq and is a predicted model, not a curated record. The coding region runs from base 534 to 6032 and encodes 1832 amino acids. Gene Ontology annotation, cellular component: nucleus. Gene Ontology annotation, molecular function: ATP-dependent chromatin remodeler activity; ATP binding; ATP hydrolysis activity. Lineage: Eukaryota; Metazoa; Arthropoda; Insecta; Coleoptera; Tenebrionidae.